This is a messenger RNA of Sclerotinia sclerotiorum 1980 UF-70, 423 nucleotides long. RefSeq lists its product with no specific name. Gene Ontology annotation, molecular function: oxidoreductase activity. Lineage: Eukaryota; Fungi; Ascomycota; Leotiomycetes; Helotiales; Sclerotiniaceae. The coding region runs from base 1 to 423 and encodes 140 amino acids. The transcript has a single exon. The record is from RefSeq and is a predicted model, not a curated record.
AUGGCUCCGCUCACCCUCAGCGCCUUCCACUGGCGAAAAAAGGGACUCACACCAGAAGAAUUCAAGAACCACUACGAAACCGUACACAUCCCCAUUCUCCAAGAAAUCACUGGCGAUAAAUUCCCAAAAACACACACGAGACAUUAUGUGGUGCGAACUUCUGACGGAGCCACAUCUGAUGACAAGUCCAACUCGAAGUACAAAGCAAGUGUGUAUGCUGGCACGAAUGCCCAAGAUUUCGACUACGAUGUGUAUAGCGAGCUUGUCUUCGAGAACGAGGCAAAAUUCAAGGCCUUUGAAUCUAUUAUGUUUGAUCCGGUCUUGGGUCCUAAGAUUAAUGAGGAUAGCGUCAAGUUUAUCGAUCAUGUAAAAAUGGUUUGGAUUAAUAUUUCUGAGUCUACCACGGCUCGGACUUCCAAAUAG